Molecule: messenger RNA, 1344 nt
Organism: Cutaneotrichosporon cavernicola
Lineage: Eukaryota; Fungi; Basidiomycota; Tremellomycetes; Trichosporonales; Trichosporonaceae
Gene: LEO1
Exons: 2
Coding region: 1-1344 (447 amino acids)
Biological process (GO): positive regulation of transcription elongation by RNA polymerase II; transcription elongation by RNA polymerase II
Cellular component (GO): nucleus; Cdc73/Paf1 complex
Molecular function (GO): RNA polymerase II C-terminal domain phosphoserine binding
Source: RefSeq, a predicted model, not a curated record
AUGUCGUCGGACGCAGAGAACGAUCUCUUCGGCGACGAAGCUGCGGCCAGCCCCUCAACCAGCCAGCCAGACGCGGCGACUUCCCCAGGUGCUGAUGAUGGCGACAACGUCGACAACACCAACGAGGCUGACCCCCACGACCUCUUUGGUGAUGAAGACGAGAACGAGCCGCCCCGCGAGCGUUCCUCAUCGCGCCCGCCCGCGUCGUCUCCUCGCGAACAUCCGCUCGAGUACGGUGAAGCGAGCGACGAUGAGAACGAGGAAGUCUCAGAAGCAUGGGCAUCCGUCCCGGUGCCAACGUGGACGCGCAUGCACCCCACAGACGGAAAGGUGUGGCAGCUCAAGCUGCCUCAACACAUCAACCUCGAGGCCGACCCGUAUGAGGCCAACUUCUACACUGCCCAGUUGACGGGGGAUGACGACAACCUGCGCGGUUCGGAAGCGCAGGCGCGCAUGCUCGAGGUGCGGAACACGAUGCGAUGGCGCUGGAUCACGGGAUCGGACAACAAGCCGGCCAGGCAGGCGAAUGCGCGUAUUCUGCGCUGGAGCGACGGAAGCAUGUCCCUCCAGCUCGGGGAGGACAUGUACGACGUCCAGACGACUUGGGGGACGACGGUGGCCCGGGAAAGCGACAACUACGAGCGUAACGAGGCCAACUCGAAGGGGAGCCAGGAGACGAGUUUCGUGUGCUACGCCGCCGCCGAAGAGCAGGUCCUGGUGACCGAGACGGCGACGGAGGGACAGUUGAAUCUCGUCCCGACGAGUAUGGACAGCAAGACGCAUCGCGAGCAUGUUAGGCUCGUUGGACAGCAGCACACCAAGCACUCGCGCAUGCGCUUACUCGAGGACGAAGCUGCUCCCGAGCGCUUGGCUGAGCUCCUCGCCCGCGCUGGACCACAGAAAGCCGCACCCGUCAAGAAGACGCGUCGGGCACCUGGGACCGGCGAACCCCGCAAUACGUUUGGGCGGAGGAGCGCGUUUGGGCGCGCGACGAAGCGCGCCGACUCGGAGGAGAGCGAGGACGACGCGGGACCGCGCGAACGUCGCGGCGGUGGCGGGUAUGAUGAGGACGACGGGUUCGUCGUUGCCGACAGCGACGAGGAGGAUGCCGAAUACGGGAAGCGUAAGAAGAAUAAGCGCCGGAACGAUGAUGAGGAGAUGGACGCGACUGAGCUCGCCGAGGAGCGGAUCGCUGCGCGCGAGAAGCGCGAGCGCAAGCGUGCCAAGACCAAGAAGAGCCGCGCUUACUCGGACGACGAAGAUGAUGAGGAGGACGCGGCGGGCGAGCCGGACGAAGAGGAGGACGAUGAGAUGGAGAUGGACGUCGAGAGCGAGGAUGAGUAA